Messenger RNA from Rhagoletis pomonella (apple maggot), 3334 nucleotides. RefSeq names its product serine/threonine-protein kinase Nek8-like. The record is from RefSeq and is a predicted model, not a curated record. Lineage: Eukaryota; Metazoa; Arthropoda; Insecta; Diptera; Tephritidae. Gene Ontology annotation, molecular function: ATP binding; protein kinase activity. Gene Ontology annotation, biological process: protein phosphorylation.
CAUAUGGCAUGAUGAAGUGAAUGAAUGCACGCACAUACCUACAUAAAUACAUACUCAUAUUUAAAAGGGGUAAGUAUGUAUUGUUAAGCUGCCCUCUCCCUAUCAUUAUUUUCCGGCGACAUCAAUGUGCAUAUUAUUUACAAACAUAUUUAAACCCAAAUCGUCGGCACUUGUUUGACACAUGUUGCUCCCAAUUCGCCAUCAAUUCGCCAUUGCUAAGCAACUUAAGUGACCACAACAUUUUUACGGGCCACUAACCACUAACUCUAUUGUAAGCAGUAAUCUUGAUGGACGAAAAUAGUAUACCUUUACCAGUGCAGAGACAGAUAUGUACUAUUAUUGCUUAAAGAAAAAAUGAAACAUUUCAAAGCUAAAGCCAGCUCAUUACCGCUCUUUAAUGGUCGAAUAUCCGAUUCAUCCAUAUCGAGUAGCUCUUCAUCUGUUGCUCUUGUCGCGUCGAAAUCAAAAAAGCGGGCGACCUUCAAUGGAGUUAUGCAACCAAAAAUAUUUACCAUAUCUAACUCAUCAUCAUCGGUGGUGUCAUUGUUGAAGGACGAGCCUCCAAGGCCUGCAAAGAAAAGCCUAGAAUCUGCAAAUAUUUACAAUGACGACGGAGUAGUGGGUCGAACACCAAAAGUGUCAGAAGUCGCUGGUCCCGAGCUUCAUAAUUAUGAGAAACUUCGCGUAGUAGGACAAGGUUCAUUUGGAGUGGCAAUAUUAUAUCGACGUAAAGUUGACAAUCAUCAUGUCGUAUUUAAGCAAAUUAACUUAUCCGAUCUCACGCCAUCCGAACGAGAUUUGGCUAUGAAUGAGGUGGAGGUCUUUUCCAAGCUUCAUCAUCCGAACAUUAUCAGUUACCUCGGCAGCUUCAUUAGGGACAACACAUUGCUGAUCGAAAUGGAGUACGCUGAUGGUGGAACACUCGCCCAGGUCAUAGCCGACCGUCCGGUCAAAGAUUAUUUUCCUGAACGUUAUAUCAUCGCAGUGUUUGAACAGAUUUCUAGUGCCAUUAAUUACAUGCAUUCGGAGAAUAUCUUACAUCGAGAUCUAAAAACUGCAAACGUGUUUUUAAAUAAACGCGGCAUUGUAAAGAUUGGCGACUUUGGCAUAUCAAAAAUAAUGAAUACUAAGGUUUUAGCACAAACUGUUUUGGGAACGCCCUACUACUUCAGUCCAGAGAUGUGCGAAGGCAAGGAGUACGACAACAAAAGCGAUAUUUGGGCCUUAGGCUGCAUUCUUGGCGAGAUGUGUUGCCUCAAGAAGAGUUUUGCGGCUUCAAACCUCUCGCAAUUAGUAUCCAAAAUAAUGGCGGGCAAUUAUACUGCCAUACCUACAGGAUAUUCUUCAGGGCUACGGAGUCUUCUGAGCAAUCUUUUGCAGGUAGAUGCUUCUCGACGGCCAAUGGCCUCGGAAAUAUUGGAGUAUUGGAUUCCAUUGAUAUUUAGAAAUUUGGGGAAAAAUAAAGGAUAUUCCUAUAAAGAGGAUAUAUUUGCAUCAAACUCCGUUCCGAAGAUGAGCGCCGAAUUAAGAUCCACAAAAGAGGAUGUGGAGCUCAGUUUUAAUUUGGAAACAGAUAGAUCCACUCAAGCAUUGUCCGAGCUGCCAACUGGAUGUACCGAAAUGAGGGAGGUGAUGAAUGCUGAAACUGCUGUCCCGAAUGAAGUCCUUUAUAAGCGAUCCGUUCUAUACCAAUUGAAAGCGUUCGGAAACAGUUUCAACAUGAAUCCCAUACAGUUGCCACCAAAAUCGCGUAUACGCACUGUCGCCACAAGUGAUUCACAUUUUGUAGUAGUAAACGAUGAUGGUUCCGUCUAUGCUUGGGGAGAGGGCACCCAUGGUCAACUUGGAUCUACAUCGCUUGAAGCAUGGAAGCAUUACCCUAGCCGAAUGGAGAGUGUCCGAAACCACCACAUUAUAAGUGCUUGCGUUGGAGAUGGGUUUACCAUUUUACUAGCUCAAUCCGGCACCAUUCUCAGUUGUGGCGAUAAUUCAAAGUAUGCGCUCGGACAUGAAGAUAACAAAACGUUCCACACCCCGAAAAAUGUCAGCAAAUUACAGGAUAUACAAAUCGAAAAAAUAGCAUCCGGCACAGCACAUGCGCUUGCUUUAAGCGCCGAUGGUUCAAUCUAUGUUUGGGGUACCAGCGCGUACGGCGCUCUUGGUCUGGGCAAAUUACAGACGCAGCAGAGAACUCCACAAAAAGUACUGCUGCCCCAUGUGAAUGGCAAGGCGGAGAAAAUUUUUUGCGGCCCCAAUGUUUCGGCAGUUCUUUUCAAAAACGGCGACUUGUACCUCUGUGGAUGCAACAAAUACAGGAAGUUGGGAUUUAAGAAGAAUAUCACAAUAACAGCAUUCAAAAAACUUCAAAUGCCACAUAAAAUCAUUGAGGCGAGCUUUUCUUCGAUGCAUACUGUAUUACUGCUGGAGGGUGGUUGGAUAUAUACAAUGGGGCGCAAUUCCGAAGGACAACUCGGCAUUGGACACACUGGGGAAAUGGAUCGGCCUACGCCGGUGGAAUUCGUUAAGCAUCGCAAUAUUGUUAAUUGCAAAUGCAAUGAUCAAGGAACGUUGGUUACAUCUGACGACAACGUCAUCACCUUCUGGGGCACUAGAAAUGGAAUACCAGAGUUUGAGGAUGGAAAUUUCGAUAAGUUACAACUUGGAGGUGAAGAUUUUGAUUCAGAAAUCGGUAAUAAUACUGUGGCGUUUACAAAUUUUCUUGCCUCGGUUUAUAAAUCAGAGCUGCUUUUGGAACCGGUCGAUAUUUUAGCUUUGCACACCUCAGAGAAGCAACGCCAAAAGGGCUACUUCAUACAGGUAAAUAACAUUUACAUAUUGCCGCACAGUGUUUUAGUAAUGGUAGACACUACAACACCUUUGGUAUCGUCCCUGGAGGAGCCUCAGUGAAUUAGCGCUUGUUCGAAUUGCAAUCACAACCGCAGUGUUGCGCGAAUUAUUAAAGUAUAAUGUUCGGUGUCAUGUUCUAGCAACGUUUUAUCAAUCGGGAAGUUGCAACAGACUUGGAAAUCAUCAGCGCUGCAGUAUUGCCGCUUUUAUUACGUGCCUGGAACAGGGCCUUAAGUUUAAUAAUAAAAGCAUCUUAUUACAUUUUGCAUGAAUGUAACUUGUUUUAUUAUAAUUCAAAUGUUACUUAUUUGACUACAAAAGACAUUGUCGUAGUAUAAUAUUUUGGAAUUGCAAGUAAACCAAAAAAGGAAAGAAGCAAUUAGAAUCACGACCAUGAUUGCGGUGAAUCAUUGUGUUCUAUUUCCCCAUUUCUAAUGACUGAUUACAAUGCAAAUAUUUGCUUUCUUUCAUAUGUGGAUUCCGGCAA